This is a messenger RNA of Anoplopoma fimbria (sablefish), 1154 nucleotides long. RefSeq names its product regulator of G protein signaling 16 (gene rgs16). The transcript has 5 exons. NCBI's taxonomy places the organism in Eukaryota, Metazoa, Chordata, Actinopteri, Perciformes, Anoplopomatidae. The record is from RefSeq and is a predicted model, not a curated record. Bases 62 to 637 code for a protein of 191 amino acids.
CCAAACGGAUAUUUAACUGCCACCUGCAACCAACUUUACCAGCUCCAACCUCUCGAUCAGUAUGUGCAAAGGACUGGCAUCGCUUUCUACCGGCUGCUUGGAAAGAGCCAAGGAGUUGAAAGCAAGGCUGGGAAGCAUUUUGCAAAAAUCCACUUGGAAUCUAUCCUGCUGCAAAAUAGGGCAAAACAAGCCAACCCUGGAGGAGUGCCUUAGGUGGAAAGAGUCCUUUGAACAACUCCUGUCCAGCAAAUAUGGACUGUGUGCCUACACAGCCUUCCUGGUGUCUGAGUUCAGCGAGGAGAACAUUUUGUUCUACUUUGCCUGUGAAGAUUACAGGAAUACCAAGUCUACAACCAAAUUACCAGCCAAAGCCCAGAAGAUCUAUGAUGAAUUCAUCGGCAGUGACGCUCCACGAGAGAUUAACAUCGAUCACGAAACUCGUGACAUCACCAGAGCCAACAUGCUGGUGUCUUCCCCUUCUUGCUUUGAACCGGCCCAGCACAAGAUCUACAUGCUCAUGGCCAAAGACUGCUACCCUCGCUUCCUCCGCUCUCCGACCUACAGGGAUCUAGUGUGCCAAGCCACAUCGAGCGCCAGCAAGGCCAACAAGCAGCCCCAGCAGGAAAAAAAGGUGUGAACUCUCUCCAUCGAGGAUUGUUAGUGGUUCGCCUCAAGGUUUGAGAAGGCAAGAAAUGCAUGGCGUUAGCUGCUGCACCACGAAGCUGGACUCUGCGGGUGCAGAUGCACAGAUCGCCACAAGAGCAGCCGUGGAUGGGCGUGUUCUGUAGACGCCGAAGAUUGAAGAGAAAGGGACAAUGGAGGAAAAAAUGGAGGUUGAUGCCUUAAGUGGACUGUUGCGUGAACACAGACAUGGUUUGGACAUCAAGGUCGAGUGAAAGUAAAACAGACAAUCAAAGUGACAAUCAAACAGGAGGGAAGAAGAAAAGCACUUUUUUCUAUGCCAAUUGGCAAAUGCUUGUGGUUGUGAUGUGCAAUGUCUCUCUGUUGAAGUUUUACACUGUUUAUGAACAGACAUGUAAGGUACUUACUUAUUUAUUUGCCUGUAAUAUAUUUUUCAUUUUUUUACCGAACAUGAAAAAAUGUGCAAUUUAAUUUAGAUUAUGAUAUUUAUAUCACUGUUAUCUUUUUUUACG